Molecule: messenger RNA, 2750 nt
Organism: Osmerus eperlanus (European smelt)
Lineage: Eukaryota; Metazoa; Chordata; Actinopteri; Osmeriformes; Osmeridae
Product: collagen alpha-1(XXV) chain
Exons: 36
Coding region: 359-2425 (688 amino acids)
Source: RefSeq, a predicted model, not a curated record
GAGAAGCAUUUGCCCCUCAAGUGAGGUUUCUGCUUACUCUGUGGCUGAACAUUAUCUCACCAAUUUACUCUUCAAGAUUAGGUUGCUGUUGCUGUUGUCUUUGAACGAGAGGAUUAUAUUCCCAGCAGUGAAAUAACUUUGUUAGAUUUCAGCUGCACAGGUUGCAUUGCCUGGCAGCGCCGCUCUGAGGUACUUGGCUUGGAAACCUGUCCGCUGUCGCUACACCAGCUAUACUCCCCUCCGUUAACGUCGCGUAGUCUUAUGCCUACCAGAGUUGAAGUGUCGGAAUUUUAUUAAACAAUUUGGCUCUACUAUACAUGAAGAUUGAGUUCUAGCAGUACAUGAUUUCGAGGUAGUUAUGAAGGUUGCGGAUAAAAAAGGAGAACUCAAGUGUGCGGAGAAAAUGGAGAGAGAAGUGACAUCUCACAAGAGGCAACCUUGCAGCACAACUGUGUUUAAUGUUAUCUCGUCUUUAUUCUCCGUGGCAUCAAUAGCAUUUUGCAUUUUUCUGAGUGUUAAGACAUCAGAGAUAAAGGGCCGUGUUGUGGAUUUGGAAACUGGACAUGGCGAGCACAUCCUUCAUCGGGUUCCCGGUUUUUCCCUGGAUCACUUUAAUUCAUUGAUACAAGAACGAGUUGACGAGCUUCUGUCACAGCGCUCCUACGAAAGUUUUGCUAAGAUUCGAAUUGCCAGAGAAGUGACACCUGAGUGCAACUGCCCACCAGGGCCACAAGGAAAGCGUGGAAGAAGAGGUCGCAAUGGAGAACCUGGACCUCCAGGUCUUCCAGGUCCACAGGGUGACAAGGGGGAUCAAGGAGACCAGGGGCCGCGGAUGGUCUUCCCUAAGAUCAAUCAUGGCUUUCUUUCUGCUGACCAGCAGCUCAUAAAGCGCCGGCUCAUUAAGGGUGACCAGGGUCAGGCAGGGCCUCCAGGCCCCCCUGGCCCCCCAGGGCCCCCAGGACCCCGGGGACCUCCAGGGGACACGGGCAAGGACGGGCCCCGGGGUGUGCCAGGCCAGCCGGGAGAUCCAGGAACUCCAGGAGAAUUAGGUCUAAUGGGACCCGAGGGGCCCCCAGGAAUCAAGGGUUCUCUUGGCUCUCCCGGCGUACCAGGGGUGGACGGACUGAAGGGAGAGGUGGGAGCCUCCGGAUUAGAUGGAACUCCUGGCACCAAGGGUGAAAUGGGAGAACGAGGUGAAAAGGGGGACAUGGGUGAAGAUGGCCUCAAAGGAGAUGUUGGAGAGAAGGGUGAAUCCGGCUCUUCUGCUGCCGGGAUCAAGGGUGAACCAGGAGAGCCAGGUCGAGGAGGAAUGAAGGGAGAGCCAGGACUUCCAGGGCUGCCUGGACUUCCCGGGAUUAAGGGAGAGCCUGGAUUCCUGGGGCCCCAGGGAGAGCCAGGACUUCCAGGACUGCCAGGAACCAAGGGGGAGAGAGGAGAUCAUGGCCCUCCAGGCAAGGGAGAGCGGGGCGAGACUGGACCAAUUGGACUGAAGGGAUCACAAGGAGAGGGAGGAACACCAGGCCCUAAAGGUUCAAAGGGCGAGUUUGGAGACAAAGGAGAUUUGGGAGCCAUCGGCCUAAAGGGACCUCCUGGACAGAAAGGAGACCAGGGUGCCACCGAGAUCGUCGAUUACAAUGGAAACAUCCAGGAGGCUUUGCAGAAGAUUACCACUAUAACAGUGACGGGCCCACCAGGACCUAUCGGGCCCGCCGGACCUCAGGGUGCCAAGGGUGAUCAAGGAAUGCCAGGACUGCCUGGACUAGAUGGAGAAAGAGGUUACAAAGGUUCGAAGGGAGACAUGGGCGUCCCUGGGACCUCCGGAGACAAGGGAGCCGUGGGUUUAACUGGCUUACCGGGUGUCAACGGUCUGAAGGGGGACAAAGGGGAUUCAGGCCUUCCUGGACCUCAGGGCAGCUCUAUAAUUGGACCCCCAGGUGCCGCUGGACCCCACGGGUCCCCCGGACCCAUGGGUCCACAUGGCUUCCCUGGACCAAAGGGGGAGGGCGGGCUCCACGGCGUGAAGGGUGUGCGCGGGGAGCCGGGCCACAAAGGGGACAGGGGACCCCUUGGCCUGCCUGGGGCCUCCGGCUUGGACGGAAAGCCCGGAAUUAGGGGUAUGGAUGGGCCUGCGGGCCCCUCCGGUCCAGCCGGGCCAAAAGGCGACAUAGGGGAGAAAGGAGCAGCAGGUGAACCUGGACCCAGAGGACCGUACGGCCUCCCUGGUGCUACUGGGACUCCUGGCCUAGACGGGUUGCCAGGCUUAAGGGGAGAGAAAGGCGACCUGGGGGAGAGAGGAGAGAAGGGGGAGAAGGGAAAGAAGGGCAAAAAAGGCCCUAAGGGGGAGAAAGGAGAACAAGGUGCUCCUGGAUUAGAUGCACCUUGCCCAUUGGUAUGUCCCAACAAUGAGCCGCUCUCCCAGCCAUGAGCCACAGCAGACCCCCAAAGGGAGGAGCCCCCCUCAGCCAACCUGGCAACCAGCUGGCCCUAAGACAGACACUGUUACCCCCUAGGAUGCUUACAGACCCAUGUCAUUCUCCCGUCUCUAGUCCAACUGGUGUGGAACAGAACGGUGAUUUAAAACUGCACAAUGUGCCUUUAAGCCGCAGGUGCGUAGUGUGCCCUGCGAGGCUGUGUGAAGGAUGGGCUGGUUGUGAUGUCACUAGGCCCCAGGGCAGCUCCUCCCUCCUCUUCCUGACAGGGCAUGUCAGGGAGCCACGCCCCCUCAGUAACACUCCGAGUCAGGGAGCCCC